AUAAACAAUGCAAUGGCAUCAUUCUCGUCAUUUGCGCACAAGUCGUCGGGCAAGGACAUUCUUUUUGCAAACAUGUUAACCGACGUUAGGAGAUGAUGAAGUCUUCACGGCGCAUAGCCCAGCUUAUGAUUGUUAUUGUUUUGAAAAUUUCACGUGGUUGUAUUUAGUCUUCCAAGAUGGAGUCAAGGAACACGCAAAAGUCCCAUUCGACGUACUUCACGUCGUUACGCAAACAUGUGAGAUUAGAACACAUGGCUGCUGGGGUGAGCGGGGGUGUGGUUUCAUCCCUUGUGCUUCAUCCUCUGGAUCUGAUCAAAGUUAGAUUUCAAGUGGACGAAGGUCCAGGCCAUGGUCCCAGCAAGAGGCCCGAGUACAGGGGAGUUGUCCAUGCUCUGAGGUCAAUUGUCAAGUCAGACGGCUGGAGGGGACUGUAUCGUGGAGUGACCCCCAAUGUCACAGGAGCAGGCUUAUCAUGGGGACUUUACUUUUUCUUUUACAACACAACGAAGACCUGGAUGCAAGAUGGGAACACACAGAAAAAUCUGGGACCAGGAAAGCACAUGUUGAUUGCCAGCUUAGCAGGUUUAGCCACCCUGAGUCUAACCAACCCAAUCUGGGUGUCCAAGACCCGCAUGUGUCUGCAGUACGGCAAUGGUAGCCCGGGCCGGGUCCACUUUGUCGGCAUGUGGGAAACCCUGGGGAACGUCUACAAGUUUGAGGGGGUGCGCGGCCUCUACAAGGGCUUCCUCCCUGGGAUCUUCGGCAUCUCGCAUGGAGCUCUGCAGUUCAUGGCCUAUGAAGAGUUGAAGACGCUGUAUAACCGACACCGGAACCAGCCGCUAGAUACCAGACUGAGUUCACUGGAAUACCUCUCGUUUGCAGCCGUGUCCAAAAUGUUUGCUGCAGCUUUGACUUAUCCGUACCAGGUGGUGAGGUCAAGGUUACAGGAUCAGCACCGGUCGUACAACGGCGCGCUUGACGUGAUCCGGCAGAUUUGGCAGCACGAGCGUUUCUCUGGCUUCUACAAGGGCCUGUGGCCGAACCUACUGCGUGUCACCCCGGCCUGCGCCAUCACUUUCUUUGUCUACGAGUCCAUCAUCACCGCCUUCAACCCCACGCCGUCUCCGCCAGGGGGUGUCACAACUCAGGAAAUAAAGUCUACGACAGAAGACGACGCGACUCAGGAAUGAAUUUGAUGCUAGAUGGCGACUCUAUUCAGGAUGUCUUGUCGACUCGGUAGGUGAUGUCUCUGCUCAGAUGAAGUUGGGGACGACCAGUUCUUACUGAGUGUUGCUGAUACUGGUACUGAGAUGUCACAUGCGGGUGUGUACUGAUAUCUGACAUCUCUAGUGGCAGCAUGUUGUUAUGUAGGGGUGUGAACUGACUUAUGUCUUUGGCUCGGAGUACAACUGUGUGUCCAUGCACUCGGGUUUUGAGAAAUAGGUCCUACUAAGUUUUAAAUGGCUCCAGUUUCAAAUCAAUCACCAACUGAUUCAUGUAACUGUUACCCAUUGUUUGUGUGUAUAAUCAAUGUUUCAACUUUGGAAGUUUUAAUAGGUUGCUGUUUUGGUGUGGAAUUGGGAAAAGUUUGUUUUAAGAAACCAGUUUUCUGAAGUUAACUGAAUGCCACAAAGUACAACUGUCAUAUCUCCAUAUUAUUUUGUUCUAAAUUUCUAUAAUCUAGUCUAAUCUCAUGGCUAAGUCCCUUUCCUGCAGGGCAGAAGGUCCUCCUUGGCUCCAGCGUCCUACAGGAGGCGAUAUGAAACCAAAUUUUUUCAGAGUUUCAAUUGGCUUUGAUACCUGGCUCACAUGAAGUCAAUGUCCUAUCGCAGAAUUAUGUUAAAAUUAGAGACGGCUUCUUCAAGGGAUUUAAAUCUCAACUAAUUGUCAUUCCAGUUGCAUGGGCAUGAGACAGUGACUGUAGUCCCCCCAUCCUUAGGCCCACGUUGCUUCCUGGUGGACACAGUGCUCACUAUGUUGACACUGGAUUCGUAUAGCUGCACUAGCACAUUUAAUUUCUCUCAUAUGACCUUAUUAUGUCACAAGGGAUUACGAAUGAAACAAAAUGCAAGGUUUUAUGUCUCGUCCAACCAAAAACUAAAUGAAGGGAGCAAAGGAAAAAGGGGUAUUGUCAUUUUUUUCACUUUUGAGAAAAUCCAAUUUUAAAUUUUGACUUUCUCCUUUCUGGCAUAGUACACAGUAUUUUUAAACAUGGUGUACCUUGUGACUCUCCCCUUUUUUUCAGUCAGAUUUAUGUGUGGACAAGUCCAUCAUCAUUGGCUAUCCACUCAUUAGCUUAUCACAAAAAUUUGAAAAUAUAGUAUUGUAGCAUUAGUACAGACGAAAAUUACAUUUGACUCACUCAUCAAAUUCAAUGAACAUGCACUUUGAGUAUAGUUUCCACAGAACUAGAAGUAGGCCCUAUGCCUUACAAUUCAAGUCUACAGGCCGCAUGCAUUUCUUAUGUAGGCUCUGUCAACAACAAGGGGCAUGUGAUCCAACAUAGCUGUUGUGUCUUUAAACUUUGUCUUUUGAUAGGAGGCUUUUUUGUGGAGUGUGAGGAACAGAACUCCCUAGAGUGGGAAAGGUUUAAUUUCUGACAGACUGAUCAGUAUUGAGCUUCUUUCUAGUGACAGCAGGUCAAACUGACACUGUAUUAUGGAACUCUUCUGAAUGAGAAAGUUUGUAAGACACAUGAAAGUGUUGGCGUGCGUGACAUUUUAGUUUGUUUCACUCUUGUGAAAGGUACAUUGGAAAACACAAGUUGCUGUGCAGCCUUCUGAAAAUCUAAAAAGUUUGCUUGCUUCUUUUGAAUAACAUUCAUGUUUCUGAUCUUUGUCAGAUUUCUUACAAAUCCCACCGGACUAAAGAUUUCACAGUGCCGCAAGUGCCGUUCAAUGACACUAUGGAUGCUGUCAACUUCUUGCAAACAGCUGUGACCAGGUGCUAAACACUUUUGUAUGAUAGUGUUAACCUCAGGAUGUCUACUCAGAAAAUGUUUCAGAGCAAAAGACCUAAGACAUUUCCUGUUUUGUGAAACACAACUAUCUGACCACAAAAUCAAAUCCUUCAUGGAAGAAUCUUUCUCAUACAUUGUCUCGAACAUGACAUACCUACCAGAAGCUAUAUGAUUGUCUACCCUCCUUGAUAUUCCCUCAUUCCCCACAAAACAAUAAUUUUUCUUGCUCACUGAGCAGUGGCCUGUCAAAUUGAAAUUGUAAGAUGACAGUUUCCUCUUAUAGAAAAAAUUGGAUAUUUCUGUUUUAGGGAGUGGAAUGACAUUUUCCAUGUCAAAACUGACAAAAUAGCUUUCACUAUUUCUGUCUCUGUUUCACACCUCCCUGGCAAGCAGUUUCUCUGUUAAGUGCUUCUCAAAAUCUGUUUGUGCUUCCUGAGACGGUUCUUCUCCUUGUGACUUUUUGUUUUUAACAAGCUCACACGUAUCCUUCUUUGGCUUUAUAAAUGAGAUAGUUAAAGAUGUGGGCAUACAUAUGCCUUUUAACGGGUUUUUCACUUUUCUCAAGACAGUACUCACAGUACAUACUACAGUAUAACACGGAUAGGUCGAACACAGAAAACUCGAAAAUCACGCCACGGCGUUACUUUUCGCCCAAUUCUGUUACUUUUAGUUAGCGUGACUCAGCCGCCCGCCGGCGCUUCACUUCACGGGGUUAAUAAGCCCCGACGUGACUUCGCCCGUGUCAGUUAAGAAGUUGGAAUUUUUGUUAACUUUUAGAACGAUAUAACUUCCUCCCCGUUCAACCCAGCAUACCAUUACACUGAUGUACGUAAAGCCUAGUGUUUCGAGAUUUAUUCUUCGUUGGAGUGGUUAUUUUCUGUGCCUUAGUUUUUGUUCUAGACAAGUGUUUGUAGAGUACCCUAUUCGGUCUAUUUUUAGUUACAUAUGUAUGAAUAAAUGCUUGUUUAUUUAACAUAUGCACGACAGAUCUCUCCAAAGUAUGUCUUAAACUGACGACAAAUAGCAUGUCUUUCACCAUGAGAAAUCUUAUAUCUGCGCUAAUAGUAGUAGUCGAGUUAUAGGAGAAGAAAGAUGCACAUCUGCAUUUUUUGACAAAAUUCGCUCAGUGUUACUCAUUUGACUCCUACUUUACCAUGGAACGCACAAGAGAAAGACAUUAUGUGUUUGUUCAUGAAUUGUGUCGUAUCUGUGGCAGCCUGCAU
Molecule: messenger RNA, 4182 nt
Organism: Aplysia californica (California sea hare)
Lineage: Eukaryota; Metazoa; Mollusca; Gastropoda; Aplysiida; Aplysiidae
Product: mitochondrial folate transporter/carrier
Exons: 7
Coding region: 177-1190 (337 amino acids)
Biological process (GO): nucleotide transport; folate import into mitochondrion
Cellular component (GO): mitochondrion
Molecular function (GO): folic acid transmembrane transporter activity; FAD transmembrane transporter activity
Source: RefSeq, a predicted model, not a curated record